AUGGGCAAAGGCGAUGGCAAGUGGGGCAAGAAAGGUGAAGUGCCCGGGGCACACGGCGCAUCGGGUGGGCCUGGUGUGCCCAGCGGACCUGGUGCACCUGGUGCCUGGAAAGGUAUUGCCAAAUGGGGUGGCAAGGGCGACAGAAGUGAGAAAGGAAAUUGGAUAUCUCAACCCGAAGAUGGGCCAGAUCUGAAAAGGGCGCGACUAGAUCCCAUGGGCCCCAGCUUCUCUCUGAAAGGUCGGGAGAAGGGCAAGGAUGGCCCAGGCAAGGGCUUGGCGCCUGUCCUGAGCAAGGGAAUGGCCAUGCAGCCUGACAAGCCCGAGUUUGGCUUUGGAGGCAAGGGGGAGGACCCACUCUCGGGUGACAAGGGCAAAGGUGGCAAAGGUGCCUCGGAGCCAAAAGACAUGUUUGUGCUGGCAGCAAUGGUGCACAUGGAAUUGGCAUGA
Messenger RNA from Symbiodinium pilosum, 447 nucleotides. Lineage: Eukaryota; Dinophyceae; Suessiales; Symbiodiniaceae. The record is from the annotation of a GenBank genome assembly.